Messenger RNA from Epinephelus moara (kelp grouper), 1937 nucleotides. RefSeq names its product SPNS lysolipid transporter 3, sphingosine-1-phosphate (putative) (gene spns3). Gene Ontology annotation, molecular function: transmembrane transporter activity. The transcript is spliced from 12 exons. The record is from RefSeq and is a predicted model, not a curated record. The coding region runs from base 1 to 1563 and encodes 520 amino acids. Gene Ontology annotation, biological process: transmembrane transport. Gene Ontology annotation, cellular component: membrane. Lineage: Eukaryota; Metazoa; Chordata; Actinopteri; Perciformes; Serranidae.
AUGGAGCCAGAGGACAAACCAAAACCUCGAUGGAGUAUUGGCUCCAAUUCUGGUCUACAGUAUGGCUCUUUUGCGAACAGCCUUUCCUCACUUACACCAAGGGCAGAGGAAGAGGAGAAACCAGGAAUAUCACCUAGACGCGCUUACAUAGCUGUGGCCGUGCUUUGCUACGUCAACUUGCUCAACUACAUGGAACGGUACACGAUAGCAGGUGUCCUUUCCAACAUUCAGAAAUUCUUUGAAAUAAGUGACAGUACAGCUGCACUUAUACAAACAGUUUUCAUCUGCAGUUUCUUGCUCUUGGCCCCUCUCUUUGGUUACCUUGGGGACCGCUACAACCGGAAAUACAUCAUGAUUGGUGGUUUGAGUGUGUGGCUAGUGACUGCAGCCGGCAGCUCUUUCGUCACUGAGUCGCACUUCUGGGUCCUGAUGCUGCUGCGAGGCAUGGUCGGGGUAGGAGAGGCCAGCUACUCCACCAUUGCUCCCACUAUCAUCGGUGACCUCUUUGUCGGGCCUAAACGGAGCACCAUGAUCCUUGUCUUUUACAUCUUAAUCCCAGUCGGAAGUGGUCUUGGAUACAUAGUCGGGGCAGGGGUUGCUACUCUCACAGGGGACUGGCGCUGGGCUCUCAGGAUCACUCCCAUCCUGGGUGUAGUGGGACUAGUCUUGCUGUUUUUCUUAUGCCCCAACCCACCCAGAGGUGCUGCAGAAACCCACGGACAGGGAGUCACAGGGAGCAGCUCUUACCUGGAGGACAUCAAGUAUCUUCUGAAAACUAAAAGUUAUGUGUGGUCAUCAUUGGGCGUAACAGCUACGGCCUUCCUCACUGGAGCCCUGGCUUUCUGGAUGCCCACUUUUCUGUCCAGAGCUCAGGUCAGUCAGGGCCUCCAGCCGCCAUGUGUCAAAGAGCCCUGCAGCGCCACAGACAGUUAUAUCUUUGGUGCUGUGACAGUGGUGACAGGCAUUCUGGGAGGAUGUCUCGGCAGCGGUUUGUCAAGAUGGUUUAGGGAAAAGGUCCCAAACGCGGACCCCCUCAUCUGCGCAGUAGGCCUGCUGGGAUCGGCUCCUUGCCUCUUAAUCACCAUCUUUGUGGCAUCAGCAAGUAUCCCCGCCACUUAUGUUUUCAUUUUCAUCGGUGAAGUACUGAUAUCACUGAACUGGGCUGUCAUGGCCGAUAUACUGCUGUAUGUUGUCAUACCGACCAGAAGAUCCACAGCUGAGGCCCUCCAGAUUUCAGUGUGUCAUCUCCUGGGUGACGCUGGGAGUCCUUACCUAGUAGGAGCGAUCUCUGAUGCUAUACGCAGAUCCAAAUCUGCAACUCACGAUUGGAACUUCCACAGUCUGAAGUACAGCCUCCUGGUCUGCCCAUUUGUUGGGCUCCUGGGUGGAGUCUUUUUCCUCUUGACUUCCUUUUACAUCAUUGAAGACAGGAAGACAGCUGCACUGUUGGUUGAAGGAAAUCCUCCACCACAACCGAAUCCUGCAUCUGAGCCUCAUAUGGAGCUGAGCGUCGGGAACAAAAGCAACCAUGCAAAUAAUUUAUCUGUAAAUACUGAAAGUUAAUUUAGGAACCGCUGGUGAUGACCACAGGAUAUUGGAGUUGACUUGAAAAGGAUCCAUUUUUGUCACUUUACAGACACAGACUGGUGACAGAAGUUUUAUUUUCUAUGGUAGAAGUCAAGUCAUGUUGAUUUUAUUUGUACAACCCAAAAUAACAAUUAACAAAUCUGCCUCAAAGGACUUCACUAUGUGUACAGCGUCGAGUCAGACCAUUCCUCCCAACAGGAGAAAGUGGAAACUUCACAGUACUUUUAAAGAAAUAUGUGAACUUGUUUCAAGUGUUAUGUGAAUAUUAUGUUCUGUUCAUGGGCACUGUGCAGCUUAUUUUUUUUAAUGGAAAUGUUGUUUUUCAUUUUGCAAUAAAUUUUUAAGCAAAA